AACUUGUACCAGAACAGGUUUCUCGUACUCAGACUUGCAGCCAUGGCCUCCCCGUCUCAUUCGUCCCAGAACCGCCGGCGCUGUAAGGACCCGAUCCGCCACAGCUACAAUCCCGAACAAUUCCGCAACGUCAACUUCCAGAAUGGGGUGCCGGAGGACGUGGCGGCCAUGCACCGCUCGACCAGCGACACAGACCUGGUGACAUCACACAGCCGAUCCACGCUUACCGUCAGCACCUCGCUCUACGCCAUUGGACAGACCCAGGACAUCCUCAUCUGCUGGGACAUCAAGGAGGAGGUGGACGCUGGGGACUGGAUCGGCAUGUACCUCAUUGGUGAGCACUACCAUAACGUUUAGGAUAACAUUUUUACUAUUUAAUUUUGCCAUUGAUUUUCAUAGAAGGGACCAAAGUAAUAAUUAGUAGAUGAUAGAGGCAGAUAGAGAAGGUGAGAUAUAGAACAGUUUAUUUCCAAUCUUGUGAAGCUGUUACACAUCGGGUAGAUCAAGGACAGGAACAAGAUUGUGUUAUUUCAAGUCUAUUUGAAAGGUACUGUAUGUAGAGUACAUGGAGAGCUAUGUGAUGAUUCAGGUCAAGUCUGCUCUCCCUUAAAUUUUAAGGUAAUCUAAAGGUGUUGUAGUUUUCUGAUAAGGUGCUCAGACUCAUAUCCACAGGUAACUGACAAUGCUUGUGUGAUAAUGUAGUGUGACUUUGGGCUCGAUUCAAUCCAUACCGCCGAAGUUCAGGGCUAUAGCGCGCUUGAAAUUUUAAAGAAGAUUUUCAGAUUGAGCCGACAUAUGCAGCGUUUACUAUGAAUGCAGUCUCUGCGAAUGCGGGAACAAUGCCUUUAAACUUAAAUCGUGCUAUAGUGCUGAACUUCAGCGAUACUGAUUGAAUCGAGCCUUAAGUCUCACACCUUUCCUCUCUCUCUUUCCUCUCUCUCAGAAGAGGUGUCGUCUGAGAACUUUCUAGACUACAAGAGCCGCGGAGUGAAUGGUUCCCACAAGGGCCAGAUAGUGUGGAAGAUUGAGGGCAACUCCUAUUUUGUGGAGCGUGAGUGCAUUUCUGGAAAUACAUCCAAAAUCACCUACAUUAUAGUAUGCUACUUCUCCCACACACUGAGAGAGCUGUUUUAUAACGGAUGUAGCAUCUAGUGCUCAGAACAGGACACUGCUUUGUCAGUGCAUAUUGUACAGUUGAAGUCAGAAGUUUACAUACACUUAGGUUAGAGUCAUUAAAACUUGUUUUUCAACCACUCCACAAAUUUCUUGUUAACAAGCUAUAGUUUUGGCAAGUCGGUUAGGACAUCUACUUUGUGCAUGACACAAGUAAUUUUUCCAACAAUUGUUUACAGACAGAUUAUUUCACUUAUAAUUCACUGUAUCACAAUUCCAGUGGGUCAGAAGUUUACAUACACUAAGUUGACUGUGCCUUUAAACAGCUUGGAAAAUUCCAGAAAAUGAUGUCAUGGCUUUAGAAGCUUCUGAUAUGCUAAUUUACAUCAUUUGAGUCAAUUGGAGGAGUACCUUUGGAUGUAUUUCAAGGCCUACCUUCAAACUCAGUGCCUCUUUGCUUGACAUCAUGGGAAAAUCAAAAGAAAUCAGCCAAGACCUCAGAAAAAAUGUUAGACCUCCAAAAGUCUGGUUCAUCCUUGGCAGCAAUUUCCAAAUGCCUGAAGGUACCACAUUCAUCUGUACAAACAAUGGUACGCAAGUAUAAACACCAUGGGACCACGCAGCCGUGAUACCACUCAGGAAGGAGACGCGUUCUGUCUCCUAGAGAUGAACAUACUUACAUGUUAGUCAUUUAGCAGAUGCUCUUAUCCAGAGCAACCUACAGUUAGUGAGUGCAUACAUUAUUAUUUUUUAUUUUUCAUAUUGGCCCCCCAUGGGAAUUGAACACACUACAUCCCUGCCGGCCAUUCCCUCCCCUACCCUGGAUGACGCUGGGCCAAUUGUGCGCCGCCCCAUGGGUCUCCCGGUCGCGGCCGGCUAUGACAGAGCCUGGAUUCAAACCAGGAUCUCUAGUGACACAGCUAGCACUGCGAUGCAGUGCCUUAGACCACUGCGCCACUUUCACACUUAGGUGCAAAAAGUGCAAAUCAAUCCCAGAACAACAGCAAAGGACCUUGUGAAGAUGCUGGAGGAAACAGGUACAAAAGUAUCUAUAUCCACAGUAAAACAACGACAUAACCUGAAAGGCAGCUCAGCAAGGAAGAAGCCACUGCUCCAAAACCGCCAUAAAAAAGCCAGACUACGGUUUGCAACUGCACAUGGGGACAUAGAUUGUAUUUUUUGGAGAAAUGUCCUCUGGUCUGAUUAAACAAAAAUAGAACUGUUUGGCCAUAAUGACAAUCGUUAUGUUUGGAGGAAAAAGGGGAACGCUUGCAAGCCGAAGAACACCAUCCCAACCGUGGGGUGGCAGCAUCAUGCUGUGGGGGUGCUUUGCUGCAGGAGGGACUGGUGCACUUCACAAAAUAGAUGGCAUCAUGAGGAAGGAAAAUUAUGUGGAUAUAUUGAAGCGACAUCUCAAGACAUCAGUCAGGAAGUUAAAGCUUGGUCGCAAAUGGGUCUUCCAAAUGGACAAUGACCCCAAGCAUACUUCCAAAGUUGUGGCAAAAUGGCUUAAGGACAACAAAGUCAAGGUAUUGGAAUGGCCAUCACAAAGCCCUGACCUCAAUCCUAUAGAAGAUUUGUGGGCAGAACUGAAAAAGCGUGUGCGAGCAAGGAGGCCUACAAACCUGACUCAGUUACACCAGCUCUGUCAGGAGGAAUAGGUCAAAAUUCACCCAAUAUAUUAUGGGAAGCUUGUGGAAGGCUACCCGAAACGUUUGACCCAAGUUAAACAAUUUAAAGGCAAUGCUACCAAAUACUAAUUGAGUGUAUGUAAACUUCUGACCCACUGGGAAUGUGAUGAAAUAAAUAAAAGGUUAAAUAAAUCAUUCUCUCUACUAUUAUUCUGACAUUUCACAUUCUUAAAAUAAAGUGGUGAUCCUAACUGACCUAAGACAGGGAAUACUUACUAGGAUUAAAUGUCAGGAAUUGUGAAAAACUGAGUUUAAAUGUAUUUGGCUAAGGUGUAUGUAAACUUCCAGUUUCAACUGUGUAUCUUUACAUAACACUGAAACAAUCUCAUAUCCAUUUUGUUUCUCAUAACAGUUGUGCCCAUAAAUUUUUGUGUCAAUGCAAAUCUUUCUUGACAAUGCAUAUCUUUAGACUUCCGUACUGUAAGUAUCAGGAUUUCCCAGUACAAAUCACAAAUCCUUCUUACAUUUACAUUUACAUUUUAGUCAUUUAGCAGACGCUCUUAUCCAGAGCGACUUACAGUUAGUGAAUACAUAUUUUUAUUUUUAUUUUUUAUACUGGCCCCCCGUGGGAAAUGAACCCACGCCAUGCUCUAUCAACUGAGCUACAUCCCUGCCGGCCAUUCCCUCCCCUACCCUGGACGACGCUGGGCCAAUUGUGCGCCGCCCAUGAGUCUCCCGGUCGCGGCCGGCUGCGACAGAGCCUGGAUUCGAACCAGGAUCUCUAGUGGCACAGUUAGCACUGCGAUGCAGUGCCUUAGACCACUGCGCCACUCACUCUUACCCUGCACUGAUUAAAGCAAGUCUAUUAGGCAAGAGAUUCCCAGAAAUAAAAUCAUUUACACAGCCAAAUGAUCCCAUUAGUUCUACUAGACUAGAGAACCCACACUGACUGUACAGUACAGUAGGCCCUGGUGAGGACAGCUCUGCUUAGACACAAGGGAAGUGGAACUAUGAGUAACUAACUACCAUAGUGCUAUCUUCUUCACAUCUGGUCCUGCUAAUGUAAUGCUUUGUCAGCUGUGAGUGAUUUUGUUAUUUAGCUAGCAAUGCUUAUUUUUUAUUUACCUACAGUAAGACUCGUGCCUCAAAGAGGUCCUCCCACCUCAUUAGUACGGACAGCUCAUUCGCUAGAAUCAGUUAUCAAUCAAUAUUUUCUCCAAUACCGCUAGCUGGUGCCUGGUGCCUCCCUAUAGGACAGUCCGUGGUGUUUAUUCCAAAGCAUCUCUAUUUAGCUACCACAGUAGAUUAGCAGCUUGGAUAGAAGCCACUGAGAUUCUUAUCACUCUGUGUAAUGAAAGUGAUAGUAUUAUCUGUCUACUCCUAAUAACCCUGCAGCUGAGGACAGUCUGCUCUCUUUCUCCCCCAGUUUAUUGGCAUGCUGCUCAGAAUAGCUUUCUAAAGGCGUCAGCAUGCUUCAGUUUGGCUGGCGGCUAGCUGAAGUCAGCUAGGCAAACCGAACGAGUGUGCUCGCAUACUCCCUUAAAAGACCUUCCCUUGAAAAACUCGCCAAUAGUACUGUUUGUCCAUUUUGAGACGCCAUAGACAGUAUAAACUUAUUCAAAAUAGUCAGAAUUAACCUAAGAUAACUCAAGAAACCUAUCACUAAUUUUGAUGUUUUUGCCGAGGAGAUCUUAGUCGCGCAAUUUUACAUCUAACUAAAAUGUGUGGUGCAGUAUUUCUCAAUGAAAUGUUUUACAAGAAAACGAGUUGUCUCUCAUUGAAUGACAACAAAUACUUUAUUGAAGAAUCCUUGUUGACCAAUCACUGACAAAAGGGAGUAUACUUCGGCUACCGACUUCGGCUUGCCUCCAGAAAGGUUUGUGUGCCCGAACAGCCGAAAAAACCCUCACCGAAGUCCAAAACUAACAAAAACGCCACAAAAUGUCGUCAUAAUAUAUGCACAAACUGUUUCGGCUGGGAAGCAUGCGGACGCCUUUAGGCCAUGCUGGUGUGGCUCUCGCCUGUUUUUGUAAGCUGUCCAUCUGUGAAUAAAGGUGCCAAUAAACUGAGAAAUCAUGUAUAAAAUAAACAGUAGGUCAUGCUAUAAAGAUAGGACAAUCUCUCUUCUGUUCUUAAUUUCUGUUCUCGCUCUUCUGUCCUCUGUCCUCUGUACUCUGUCCUCUCUCUUCUGUCAUCUGUCUCUUCUUUCCUCUCAGCGGAGACUAAGAUCUGUUUUAAAUACUACCAUGGUGUGAGCGGGGCCCUGCGAGCCACUACCCCCAGUUUGACAGUGAAGAACCCCUCAGUUCCG
This is a messenger RNA of Coregonus sp. 'balchen', 5055 nucleotides long. The record is from the annotation of a GenBank genome assembly. NCBI's taxonomy places the organism in Eukaryota, Metazoa, Chordata, Actinopteri, Salmoniformes, Salmonidae.